This is a messenger RNA of Scaptodrosophila lebanonensis, 1806 nucleotides long. RefSeq names its product tetraspanin-33-like. Gene Ontology annotation, cellular component: membrane. Lineage: Eukaryota; Metazoa; Arthropoda; Insecta; Diptera; Drosophilidae. The record is from RefSeq and is a predicted model, not a curated record. The coding region runs from base 1 to 879 and encodes 292 amino acids. The transcript has 2 exons. Gene Ontology annotation, biological process: protein localization to plasma membrane; protein maturation.
AUGAGCAACUACAGACAUCAUGGCGGUGGUGGUGGCUAUUGUGGCAUCGAGCGCCACCCACAUCCACACCAUUUCACGUAUGUGAGCUCCUGUGUGAAGUACUUGAUAUUCCUGUUGAACUUCCUCUUUUGGCUCUUUGGCGGUAUUCUACUCGGCAUUGGUAUCUACGCUUUCAUGGACAAAUGGGAGGCAAAUGGCUGGGUGCGAGUGGAGACCAUUUACGAUGUUGUUUUGAAUAUAUCGCUGGUCAUGAUUAUAACGGGAAUAGUGGUGUUUGUAGUCAGCUUUGCAGGUUGUUUGGGUGCACUGCGCGAAAAUACAUGUUUGCUUAAGUUCUAUUCCUUGUGUCUGCUGAUAUUCUUCCUUAUGGAAAUGGCCAUAGCCAUCGUGGGCUUUGUGUUCCCGCAGAAUAUGAACUCUUUUCUGGAGGAGAAGUUCACGGAUAAGAUAAUACACUCCUAUCGCGACGAUAGCGAUCUGCAAAAUUUCAUUGACUUUGCCCAACAGGAGUUCAAAUGCUGUGGCCUGAGCAAUGGUGGCUAUCAGGACUGGAGCAAGAACGAGUAUUUUAAUUGCACGUCGCCAUCGGUGGAGAAGUGUGGAGUACCCUACAGCUGUUGCAUCAAUGCCACAGACAUUAGCUCUGGUCUAGUCAACAUUAUGUGCGGCUAUGGUGUGCAGGAGCAUUCGGUGGCAGCCGCCAGCAAACGCAUCUGGACGUCGGGCUGCAUUGAGAUCAUCCAUGUGUGGGCCGAGCGUAACUUGUAUGUUAUUGCAGGCAUGUUGUUGGGCAUAGCGCUCAUCCAACUGUUUGUCAUCUAUUUGGCCAAAACUCUCGAGGGACAGAUCGAUUUGCAGAAGUCCCGGUGGUCGGCGUGAGUUCCAUAGCACCCGAUGUACGGGUACACAUACGACGACUACUACAACCACACUUGAAUGGGCGGAACUAUCGGACUGGGACACAGAGAAUGAAGAGUCCAUAAAUCUGGUCUAAAAUAUUGGUAUUGGUGUGCCAAACACCACACAUUGUGCAGUGCUCAAAUACUUCCGUAUUACAUGUCUUAUUUGUUAUCUUCGUCAUUUUAUACUGCCUAUGAAUCACGUUUUCUUGCCUUUUAACAAGCACAAUUCCUCAAUGUUUGUUUUUGAGAUUCAGCAUGCUUUUAAAACUAUCGUUACAGAAUGUAUUAUUUCACUCACAUGUAGUAUUUUAUGCAUGCACCGUCUAGUUUUAAAUUAUACACAGCAUACUCAAUAUACAUAAAUAUGCACUCUACUAACCACUCAUAUACACAUAUACAUACGAACAAACUUUGCCAUUUUAAAGAAACUCUAAUUGUAUUUUAAACAUCAUGUUCGUACUAUCUCUGUACUCAACAAUUUACAAUAUUCAAUAUUUGUGCAAUUCUGCAAACAAAAGACAUACAAUACAUAAUUGUGUACGUAAUAGAAUUUCGCAGACUCAAGAAGCGUAAUCUUUAAGAAUAGUUACAAAAUUAAAAUUCAAAUGGUCUGGGAGUGUAGGCAUCCAAGACCUGAUUUAUAUAUAUAUAUACUUACAUCUAUAAAUAUUGUAUGUAGCUACAACAGGUGUGUUUUUAAAUCAUGUCUGCGCAUUUAGUCGGUAGUUUGUAAAUUUUGUGAUUCGUGUUGCGUUCAAAGUAAAUUCGGCGCAAAUUAAAUUUUAUUCUGUAAUGUAAAUUACAAAUAAAAUGCAUUUAAAUCCAAAUACAUACAUAUGUAAAACAAAGCAUAUAACAACCCAAAACAAAAACAAAGUAAUUAAGCUCCACAAACAAUCGAUAA